This is a messenger RNA of Phaeodactylum tricornutum CCAP 1055/1, 822 nucleotides long. RefSeq lists its product with no specific name. The record is from RefSeq and is a predicted model, not a curated record. The transcript has a single exon. Lineage: Eukaryota; Bacillariophyta; Bacillariophyceae; Surirellales; Neidiaceae. The coding region runs from base 1 to 822 and encodes 273 amino acids.
AUGAAUUGUCAAAAACUCAAGGGUGUCACCGAACUUCGCAAGGGAUGCUCUUCGGAGUCAUCGCUCAAGGCGGCAUCUCGGCACUUCGAUCUCUUCCUUGAAGAGGUGAUUUUGUCCGGCACCAUUGGCGGAAAAGAGAAGCAGCAGCUCUUUCCAAUAAGAACCGUCAAUAACAGCACAGAUAGCAACAACAUUGAUAACAGCAAAAGAUUGGAUGGUGAUGCGCAGACGCAGUACUCGUUCAAAACCAUCGCCGUGGAAAAGAUCAACGACAAACUGCUGAAUCUCUUUGCUGGAUAUUUGACAAGGGCCGAAAAACUCCGUGGGAAUAAGAACGAAACGCAGGACAAUUUCUCGGAUGGCAACGGAAUUUCGUACAACACGGCAGAACGAUACCUGAGCUCCAUUAAGAACGAGAUUCUUCGUCGUUGCCUUGAUUUGGGGCUAAAGAGAUCUUUCGACGAUGCGCAACAAACGCGAAUUCGCCAGUCCAUGACAAGACGUUUUGUUGAAAGAGCCGUCCGGAACAAGACGCCUCUGGCCAGAUCUCAUGUCACAGCUGCUCGGAACGACUUUCUUGUAAUUGCGUUGUUAUGUAUCUGGGACGGUUCUUUUCCGAUGGCGGAUAUGUUAUUUUAUCUUUUGACGCUCCGAUACUUAGCCGGCCGGGGCCAGGAAGUGGCCAUGAUAUCACGGUCUAGAGUUUCUCUUGGAGAGCCAUCAGAAUGGGCCGAUAGUGGUGACAAGACCUUUGUUGUGAGGCUGUGGAUGUUACGGUACACUACCUUGCGGCAUGUCCCUCGGACAGCUCCCACUUGGUAA